UCAACAUCAAAGCAUCCAACCAAGAAAAUUCCACAUUUUUUUACAGUAUCUCACGGAUCUUGGGAGACUCUUCGAGGAUCGAUACCGACAAGAACUUGACAAUACAAUCAUCAAGAUGUCGGACGUAGAAGAGAACAACGCUCCCGACGUUGCGGAGGAGGUCGAGGUCUCCGCCGAUGCCGCCUCCUCUGGCCAGAUGUCCGUUCUGGACGCGCUCAAGGGCGUCUUGAAGCUUGCUCUCAUGCACGACGGUCUUGCCCGUGGCCUGCGCGAGGCCUCCAAGGCCCUGGACCGACGACAGGCACACAUGUGUGUCCUGAACGAGACCUGCGAGGAGGAGGCCUACAAGAAGCUCGUCAUCGCUCUCUGCUCCGAGCACAACAUCCCCCUGAUCAAGGUCCCCGACGGCAAGCAGCUCGGCGAGUGGGCUGGACUCUGCGUACUCGACCGGGAGGGCAAUGCGAGGAAGGUCGUCAACUGCUCCUGCGUGGUGGUGAAGGACUGGGGUGAGGAGUCUCAGGAACGGUCCAUCAUCCUCAACUAUUUCCAGAAGGAGCAAUAGAAGGUCUUGGGUCUUCCGGGCGGGUGCGGCGUUAGAGGGUACCUAUAGAGAUUGAGGCUAUUCACAGUCACAUCAAAGGCUCCUCGGGUGUACUCUAGCUGGCUUCAUCACCUGGCAUUUAUGCAUUUGGGGUCCGCUGAUCGAUCACCAUUGCAUAUGACAUAAGAGGGAAAAAAGGCAUUGGGUUUCUCGUCAACGAUCGAUCCCUCAGUAGCCAUUACAUUACGUUCAUGCUCCUCUUCUCGUGAUACUCGUACUUAUUUCCUCCCCUCG
Phialemonium atrogriseum is the source of this 835-nucleotide messenger RNA. RefSeq names its product putative 40s ribosomal protein s12 protein. Gene Ontology annotation, cellular component: cytosolic small ribosomal subunit; ribosome. Gene Ontology annotation, biological process: translation. The transcript has 3 exons. Bases 116 to 562 code for a protein of 148 amino acids. Lineage: Eukaryota; Fungi; Ascomycota; Sordariomycetes; Cephalothecales; Cephalothecaceae. The record is from RefSeq and is a predicted model, not a curated record. Gene Ontology annotation, molecular function: structural constituent of ribosome.